This is a messenger RNA of Myodes glareolus (Bank vole), 1972 nucleotides long. RefSeq names its product BCL2 like 15 (gene Bcl2l15). Gene Ontology annotation, biological process: regulation of apoptotic process. The record is from RefSeq and is a predicted model, not a curated record. Gene Ontology annotation, cellular component: nucleus; cytosol. Lineage: Eukaryota; Metazoa; Chordata; Mammalia; Rodentia; Cricetidae.
CUUCUGAAACUCAUAUUUAAUGAAGAUUCUGCAUUGAUAUUUUCUGAAUCAUGAUUAAUCAUUUUCACAUCAAAACAUGAUUUGAUCAUUUUGGUCAGCUCCUUUUUGCUCAUCUGGGUGCUGUCUUAAAGUUUUUUGGAGCUGACAGUUUCACUGUUUUUAAAGGCAAGAAGAACUGUCAUUUGGUAGACCAUAACCAUAGCUACAUGCAGUUUUGCCAAAUAGUUCAUUUUAGCUUCACCUUACAGAGGUAAUCUAACCAUGUCAGCUUCCUUCAACUGAAAUACUGGCUAUAAAAUAAUUUGAACACCUGUUCACUUUUUUCUAACUCUCGGGGAAUUGCAAAUUCGGAUGAAGAAGCCUCAGUGAGAGGCUGUGCACCAGCCUGAAGGACAUAUAUUUGGAAACCAACCCCCUCAUCUAUCCCCGUAUCUUGGUUUCUGAUGAAAGGAUUGAGCUUAUUGCUGGCAUCAGCACUGACACUUAGGUCUGUGUCCAUCUGAUGCAGCUUCCUGGUAAACUCAUAACCACAGGCUUGCUUUAAUUUAUUGAUCACUGCUUCUUCAGUAUCCAUAGACACAGACAACUCCUAAAUUAGACAUUUGCUAGCAUUCUUGCAUAGAAAAAUGGUUUUUCAUGGAUAUAUUUGCAAACAGUGAUGAAAUUGGGGAGUUUGACCUCCACUUCAUUCUCCGUCAUACCUUCUCUGACUCCAAAACACUCUUAUGCAAAUGCCAAACCCAAUUUUCAAAAAAUAAAACAAAACAAAACAAAACAAAAUCCUUUGUUUCUCCAUAAAGUCUAUCUCCAAGUGGUUCAGGACAGGCCACACAUGAAGCAUCAUUAUAUGAGAAAUGGUCGUUCCGUGUUGCUCUCACAACUUUAUCCAACAUAAAGCUCUGCUUGUGGUUAGCAAGUUGUUCCAUGUUUCAUCUAAAUCCAGUACUCUUGGUUUCAAAGACAUUGUGCAAGCUUAGUGUUGAAAUCUUCUGCAGAAGCAGGGCGAGAGCAAGGGCCCUGGGAGGGAGGCAACCUUCAGGCGUGAAGGACGAAGCCUCUUGGCUCAGAUGGUGGCCAUUGGUGGCUGUCAGCUCCAGGAAGUGUUCUUAAGGAACUUACUCAAGAGAAUCUUCCUCAGUUCUAUUUUAGUUAUAGAUUGUUUACCUAUAAAAGCUAUUCAUUAAUCUUAUGUACUGGCAAGGGUGUGGUUCAGAGAUAUGAAACUGAAAAUUCUUUGUCUUGGGAGAAUUUGUACCUUUCUGAGCAAUUACUCUUGAGAAAAGUUAGUGGGAAGGAAGCUAGGACACAAUUAGGACCCAGUAGGAGGUGGGCAGGCACAACUGGUUUGCUGGGGUCUCUAACCUUCUGCUGAGCCGCAAACCGCUUGUUGUGUGGAAAAUGUCUAAGAUAAAGAACCCCCGGACUUUUGAGGAGCAAACAGAAUGUGUCAUGAAUGGCCUGCUCGCAGACCUUUUGACCCCAACCUUCCAGGUGGCUAACCGGAACCUCCUGGAUGAUGAGGAACCAUAUUCAGGAGAGGAUUUCUCUUUUGAUGUGUCUAUAAUUGUUGACCGCCUUCGAAUGCUGGGUGACCAGUUCAGUGGAGAACUGGAAGCUUCUGCCAAUCAUGUCAUUGCGGAAACCACUCGAGGACAGGCAGGAACUAUAUUUGAGGACACAGUGCAGUCUCUCAGCAUGGCCUGGUGUGCUCAGAACUCCACCCUCGCUUUUGAAAGAGCCUUUCUGGCAGUGUCUGUGAAACUUCUUGAAUAUGUGGUCCAGAAGGCUCCUGAAAUGGCAGGAAGGAUGGCUAACUGCAUGACGGGCAUGAUCAAUGGGAACACAGCCGUCCGAGAGUUCAUCCUGGAGCAGGGAGGAUGGGAAAACCUGGAGAGCUGAAUAAGUGGGGUUGCUCAGACUCAACAUCACGUCCUCCGAUGUUUGCCAAUUAAAACAUGCUUUCUUCAACUUA